Molecule: messenger RNA, 1202 nt
Organism: Nicotiana tabacum (common tobacco)
Lineage: Eukaryota; Viridiplantae; Streptophyta; Magnoliopsida; Solanales; Solanaceae
Molecular function (GO): catalytic activity
Source: RefSeq, a predicted model, not a curated record
CACAGCUAUAUAUCAUCUUAGUAAUAACUCCUCUAGAGAAAAGGGAGAUAUCAAGAGUUUGAGAGAAAAUGGGAAAUGUAUUUGCUAUAAUGAAACCAAUAAUUCAUGGUGUAUUGAAAGCUAUUGGAAUGACAUCCCAAAUGGUGGAAAUAGAACCAGGAACUACUAUUCAUUUUUGGGUUCCAACUGAAACCAUUCAUUACCAUAACCCAAACAAUAAAUUACCAAAUUAUAAACCUAAGCCUGCAGUUGUAUUUGUUCAUGGAUUUGUUUCCAAUGGAAUUUUGACUUGGCUUUUUCAAGUGCUUUCCUUAAGAACUUCAGGUGCUGAUUUUAACAUCUACGUCCCUGACUUACUUUUCUUCGGAGAUUCCUUCACUGAUCGUCCCGAACGGUCAACGAGUUUUCAGGCAGAUUGUUUAGCAAAGGGAAUGAUGAAGCUUGGAGUGGAAAAGUUCUCUCUAGUUGGACUUAGUUAUGGAGGAAUGGUUGGGUUCAAGUUGGCUCAAUUGUAUCCUCACAUGGUUGAGUCUAUGGUUAUGUCAAGUACGGUUAUUGAGUUGACUGAGUCUAUUAGCAAUGUUUCGUUGAAGAAUAUUGGGUUCACAAAUUGGCCUGAUUUUCUUUUGCCCAAAACUGUCUCUGGAGUUAAAGUGCUUCUAUCUAUUGGUUCUCAUAAGUUGCCAUGGUUGCCUGAAUUUUUCUACAGGGAUUUUCUUGAGGUUAUGUUUGCCAACAGAAAGGAGAAAGCCGAACUUCUUGACGCUUUAGUAGUCAGUGACAAAGACGCUACUAUUAUCCCUAACUACUCCCAGAGGAUUUACCUUUUAUGUGGAGACGACGACAAGAUUUUUAAUGUGGCAGUGUCUGAUAACAUGAAACAGAAGUUGGGAGAAAAUGCGACAAUCGAUUACAUAAAAAAGGCAGGACAUCUUGUUCAGUUGGAGCGGCCCUGCUCUUAUAAUAAUUACCUCAAGAAAUUUCUUUCCUACUCAUGAAGUGGCUGUGUGAGUUACGAUUAACGAUUGUCGUCGUUUAUAUUGGGAAUUAUUUUUUUCUUACUUGUAAACAUAGGCAUAAUUGGUUAAAUCACGUAAUUGUUGGUGUCUCGGUUAUUCUUUCCAAUAGUAUUGUUCUAUUCAAUCAAAAUGUAAUGGUAAAUUUAAUUGGUUAAUACUAAGCUUCUCAAGUAUAAAGAUGUU